CUGAUAUCCAGCCCGAGAUACCAUCGCCCAUCAUGUCCUAUUCAGCCCGUAUCAAGAAUUUCGACUUCGACACAUUCCUGGACUUCAACCUAUUCGAGCAUCUUGAUGAUGAAGAAGAAGACCUUUUUUAUAAAAACAGACUGGCCGCUGUUGCCAACGGUGACAUGACACUAGAGCAGGCAGCAACAGACAUCGAUGCAUACAUAACUCAAGAAGCCGACCGGGUUCAUGAAGUCCCCCGAGCAUAUCAUUUUAACCUCGAAAGGCUUCCCGAAGAGAUUCGCGGAAAGCUCCCAUUGCCCGAAGACGAUGACGAGGAAGAGAAUAUGUAUACGACUUUGGAGUUCUGGCCGAUGGGAGGCGGUUGGUUGUCUCUGGAGAUGGCUGCUCGCAUUGAAGGUGAUGCGUACAUUUACCAUCCGGCCUCAGCUGAGCAGCUACGUCUACCACCCACGGAGACAGACCUCCGAAUGUGGAACUUCCAGUCCGCCAUUGCCCGCAUCACAGCCUUAGAUCUCAUCGACUGCGGCUGGAUCUCCUCGUUGGAGACGAUUCUGCCGACGCAUUCCUGGCACCCCGAAGGCCGGAAUGACAUUGACUCCGAUGAUCAAGAAUGGCUCAACAGCAAGGACCAAGGGUGGAAGGAACAGUUUGCGUACGUGGCGAAGGAGGAGAGCGUCAGUAUACAUGCUCAGGAGCUGGCCGGGGAGGUGCUGGAGAAGAUGAUUGGGUAUGAGGGUGAGGAUGCAUGCGGCCUGUAA
Aspergillus aculeatus ATCC 16872 is the source of this 761-nucleotide messenger RNA. RefSeq lists its product as uncharacterized. The transcript has 4 exons. The coding region runs from base 33 to 761 and encodes 242 amino acids. The record is from RefSeq and is a predicted model, not a curated record. Lineage: Eukaryota; Fungi; Ascomycota; Eurotiomycetes; Eurotiales; Aspergillaceae.